Molecule: messenger RNA, 3771 nt
Organism: Acinonyx jubatus (cheetah)
Lineage: Eukaryota; Metazoa; Chordata; Mammalia; Carnivora; Felidae
Gene: ERN1
Product: endoplasmic reticulum to nucleus signaling 1
Exons: 22
Coding region: 442-3183 (913 amino acids)
Biological process (GO): mRNA processing; protein phosphorylation; intrinsic apoptotic signaling pathway in response to endoplasmic reticulum stress
Cellular component (GO): IRE1-TRAF2-ASK1 complex
Molecular function (GO): protein serine/threonine kinase activity; ATP binding; RNA endonuclease activity
Source: RefSeq, a predicted model, not a curated record
AUGAUACGGGGCUCGAACUCAAAAACCAUGAGAUCAUGCAGACACUUGACUGAUUGAACCAGUAGGCGCCCCAUUGUAUGAACUUUUUACGUAAUGAGAGCUGUUUUUCCUAUUUUGCUUUAAACACUUUUCCCUAGCUCUUUGCCUUUCUAAAAUUCCGUAAGUGCACGUGGGCAAGUGUGGGUGUGCUGGCGUUCUUCUUUACCAGUGAGUCUUGCAGGAUGACCAAGUUUUAGAAGGUGCAGUAUAACCAAGAGAAGGAAGUCCGUUAGAAAGCUGAGCAUACUUUCUUCCUCUGUUUCAGUGGAGCUGCCCGUGGAUUAUUUCAGAAUCCCUGUCAUUGUUGUGUCAGGUGAUAAGCCUGUCUGUCUGCGGGAAGGAUUGCUGCUUAGGGAGAAUACAGCAACUGGGAUCUAGUCCUGACUCAACUGUUGUCUAGACAUGCGCCUUGGAUGCGGGCUCUCUAACCUCAGCGUCUUCAUCUUUGAGAUUUUUGGAAGUCCCAGCACAGUGACACUUCCCGAAACCUUGUUGUUUGUGUCAACCCUGGAUGGAAGCUUGCAUGCUGUCAGUAAGAGGACGGGCUCAAUCAAAUGGACUUUAAAAGAAGAUCCGGUUCUGCAGGUUCCCACGCAUGUGGAAGAGCCUGCCUUCCUCCCAGAUCCCAAUGAUGGCAGCCUGUAUACACUUGGGGGUAAGAAUAAUGAAGGCCUGACGAAACUUCCCUUUACCAUCCCAGAGCUCGUACAGGCAUCCCCAUGCCGAAGUUCAGAUGGAAUUCUCUACAUGGGUAAAAAGCAGGACAUUUGGUAUGUUAUUGAUCUUCUGACCGGGGAGAAGCAGCAGACUUUGUCAUCGGCCUUUGCAGACAGUCUCUGCCCAUCAACCUCUCUGCUGUAUCUCGGGCGAACAGAGUACACAAUCACCAUGUACGACACCAAAACCCGCGAGCUCCGGUGGAAUGCCACCUACUUCGACUACGCGGCCUCACUGCCGGAGGACGACGGGGACUACAAGAUGUCCCACUUUGUGUCCAACGGCGAUGGGCUGGUGGUGACCGUGGACAGUGAAUCUGGCGACGUCCUGUGGAUCCAAAACUACGCUUCCCCUGUGGUGGCCUUUUAUGUCUGGCAGCGGGAGGGUCUGAGGAAGGUGAUGCACAUCAACGUCGCAGUGGAGACGCUGCGCUAUCUGACCUUCAUGUCUGGGGAGGUGGGCCGCAUCACCAAGUGGAAGUACCCGUUCCCCAAGGAGACGGAGGCCAAGAGCAAGCUGACGCCCACCCUGUAUGUCGGGAAAUACUCUACCAGCCUGUAUGCCUCCCCCUCCAUGGUGCACGAGGGGGUCGCUGUUGUGCCCCGGGGCAGCACACUUCCUUUGCUGGAAGGCCCCCAGACUGACGGGGUCACCAUUGGGGACAAAGGGGAGUGUGUGAUCACGCCCAGCACAGACCUAAAGUUUGACCCUGGGCUCAAAGGGAAGAGCAAGCUCAACUACUUGAGGAACUACUGGCUUCUGAUAGGACACCAUGAAACCCCCCUGUCUGCGUCUACCAAGAUGCUGGAGAGAUUCCCCAAUAAUCUGCCCAAACAUCGAGAAAAUGUGAUUCCUGCCGAUUCAGAGAAGAAGAGCUUUGAGGAAGUUAUCAACCUGGUCGAGCAGACUUCAGAAAACGCGCCCACCGCCGUUUCACAGGAAGUGGAGGAGAAGUUCGAGCAUGCCCCCGCUAAGCCCGAGGCCCCCGUGGACUCUGUGCUGAAGGACAUAGCCACCAUCAUCCUGAGCACCUUCCUGCUCAUCGGCUGGGUGGCCUUCAUCAUCACCUACCCCUUGAGCAUGCAUCAGCAGCAGCAGCUCCAGCACCAGCAGUUCCAGAAGGAACUAGAGAAAAUCCAGCUCCUGCAACAGCAGCAGCUGCCCUUCCAUCCCCCUGGAGACGUGGCUCAGGAUGCUGAGCUCCUGGACUCGUCCGGCCUGUACUCAGAGAGCUCGGGCACCAGCAGCCCCAGCACAUCCCCCAGAGCCUCCAACCACUCGCUCCACUCCAGUGGCUCUGCCUCCAGGGCUGGUGCCAGCCCCUUCCUGGAGCAGGACGAUGAAGAUGAGGAAACCAGCAUGGUGAUUGUUGGGAAGAUCUCAUUCUGUCCCAAGGACGUGCUGGGCCACGGAGCUGAGGGCACGAUUGUGUACCGGGGCAUGUUCGACAACCGCGACGUGGCCGUCAAGAGGAUCCUCCCCGAGUGUUUCAGUUUCGCGGACCGUGAGGUCCAGCUACUUCGGGAAUCAGACGAGCACCCCAACGUGAUUCGUUACUUCUGCACGGAGAGGGACCGGCAGUUCCAGUACAUUGCCAUCGAGCUGUGUGCGGCCACCCUGCAGGAGUACGUGGAGCAGAAGGACUUUGCCCACCUCGGCCUGGAGCCCAUCACCUUGCUGCAGCAGACCACCUCGGGCCUGGCCCAUUUGCACUCCCUCAACAUUGUUCACAGAGACCUGAAGCCCCACAACAUUCUCCUGUCCAUGCCCAACGCACAUGGCAGGAUCAAGGCCAUGAUCUCUGACUUUGGCCUCUGCAAGAAGCUGGCUGUGGGCAGGCACAGUUUCAGCCGCCGCUCAGGAGUGCCUGGCACAGAAGGCUGGAUCGCUCCGGAGAUGCUGAGCGAGGACUGUAAGGACAAUCCCACCUACACAGUGGACAUCUUCUCUGCGGGCUGUGUCUUUUACUACGUGAUAUCUGAGGGCAGCCACCCUUUUGGCAAGUCCCUGCAGCGGCAGGCCAACAUCCUCCUGGGCGCCUACAGCCUCGACUGCUUACACCCGGAGAAGCACGAAGACGUCAUUGCCCGGGAAUUAAUAGAGAAGAUGAUCGCAAUGGAUCCUCAGAAACGGCCCUCUGCGAAGCAUGUGCUGAAGCACCCGUUCUUCUGGAGCCUGGAAAAGCAGCUCCAGUUCUUCCAGGACGUGAGUGACCGAAUAGAAAAGGAAUCCCUGGACGGCCCGAUAGUGAAGCAGCUGGAGCGAGGCGGGAGAGCCGUGGUGAAGACGGACUGGAGAGAGAACAUCACCGUCCCCCUGCAGACAGAUCUGCGUAAAUUCAGAACCUAUAAAGGUGGCUCUGUCCGCGACCUUCUCCGAGCCAUGAGAAACAAGGCCUGCUCAGUGUUUUGGAUGAAGCCACUGUAGUGUGCUCAUUGGGUUUGCCUGCUGGCAACACAAACCCGGAAAGAGUGACGAAUCACCCAACGCAAUUCAGGGCCCAAUUCAAGAUUCCAGAAGAUCUCGAGAAACUGGAAUGCCAAGCCCAAACCCCAAGGAUGAUGGGAAGCCCUGCCUUGACAUUACAACGGGGUUGGGGGAGGAGAGCAGAGCCCUGAGGAGCUUGGAAACUGUCACAGACCCUUGAAACAAGAGCUGUCGUGGCCUCAGACAUCUGUCACGUGAUGAGAAACUGGCUUUGCAGUCUCGCCCCGGAGGGUUCAAGCUAGCCCAGUGGGGAGCAUAUUCCGGACGGGAUGUUGAGCUGCCCAACGGUGCCAAAGGAGGCUUGGCAAGUGAGUGAGCGCUGGGUCUCUGGAGGAAUCCAGCAGAAGGGAAAGGCCUCAUCCUGAACAGAUUGGGAAGAAAUUCUUCCUUGGGUCACGGGCUGGACUCUGGUCCCUUCCAAAUAAGCAUCUAUGACUAAGACCCACCUCUUGCAGUGAUGCGCUCCUGGAAAACACUGCCUGACCGGGUAUGAAUCACAGGGAGCAGGGAGUGGAGGCCUGCAGGAGA